AUGGCCGACAUCGCAAGCAGAAUAGCCGAAGCCCGGAAGGAAGCAGAAACUUUAAAAGAGAAGAUUAAGAUGAAAAAAGAUGGAUUAGCCGACACCUCUUUGAGAGCAAUGGCAGCUGAGAUUGACCCUCUACCUAGAAUUGUAAUGAAAGUUCGUCGCGUCCUCAAAGGACAUCUUGCCAAGAUUUAUGCAAUGCAUUGGGCAUCAGAUAAACGUCACCUUGUUUCUGCUUCACAAGAUGGUAAACUUAUCGUCUGGGACGCUCCUACAACAAAUAAGGUUCAUGCUAUUCCCCUUAGAUCUUCAUGGGUUAUGACUUGUGCCUACGCACCAUCUGGCAACUUUGUUGCUUGUGGUGGUUUGGACAAUAUUUGCUCUAUCUAUAAUCUUAAAACGAAAGAAGGUUCCGUUAAGGUUGCACGAGAAUUGAAUUCUCAUACAGGUUACCUCUCAUGCUGUAGGUUUCUUAAUGAUAGGCAAAUUUUGACAUCAUCAGGUGACAUGACUUGUAUGCUUUGGGAUAUUGAUGCUGGCAUGAAAACUUUAGAGUUUAAUGAUCAUACUGGUGACGUAAUGAGUCUGUCUCUUGCCCCAAACCAACAAAUAUUUGUUUCUGGCGCCUGUGACGCUAGCGCAAAAGUCUGGGAUAUCAGAACUGGUCGUUGUGUACAAACAUUCACAGGUCACGAAUCAGAUAUCAAUGCUGUUCAAUUCUUCCCAAAUGGUGAUGCAUUUGGAACCGGUUCUGAUGAUGCAUCUUGUAGAUUGUUUGAUCUUCGUGCUGAUAGGGAACUUAAUCAAUAUACACAUGAUAAUAUCCUCUGUGGUAUUACCUCCGUUGCAUUUUCUAUCUCUGGCCGUCUCCUUUUUGCAGGUUACGAUGAUUUCAACUGUAAUGUUUGGGAUACAUUGAAGGGUGAACGUGUUGGUGUUUUAGCAUCACACGAGAAUCGUGUUAGUUGCUUAGGAGUAUCAAGCGAUG
Molecule: messenger RNA, 982 nt
Organism: Racocetra persica
Lineage: Eukaryota; Fungi; Glomeromycota; Glomeromycetes; Diversisporales; Gigasporaceae
Source: the annotation of a GenBank genome assembly